Danio aesculapii is the source of this 3305-nucleotide messenger RNA. RefSeq names its product TBC1 domain family, member 20 (gene tbc1d20). Lineage: Eukaryota; Metazoa; Chordata; Actinopteri; Cypriniformes; Danionidae. Gene Ontology annotation, biological process: positive regulation of GTPase activity; endoplasmic reticulum to Golgi vesicle-mediated transport. The record is from RefSeq and is a predicted model, not a curated record. The transcript is spliced from 8 exons. Gene Ontology annotation, cellular component: endoplasmic reticulum membrane. Bases 288 to 1484 code for a protein of 398 amino acids. Gene Ontology annotation, molecular function: GTPase activator activity.
CACCAACCCAGAUGAAACUACAGCUGGUGCUCCUGAAGCGAUUCACAUGAAAUGACACAAAAGAUGCUCCGUGAUCCCAGUUCGGUUCGGCGGAUCGCGCUCAUUUAAAGCCCUGUCAUGCGCCACACAGACCGGACGGACAGAUGAUUUUUAGCCGACAAGAGUUAAUUGAGCUCGCGCGGGCCUGAAUGAGAUGAUGUGGCCUUUAAGUUAGCAGAGCAGCUAAACCUGUUGUGUUUUUCUGUGGAGUAAAACGAUGGAGCUCGAGUUUGAACAUUAGCCUCAGGAUGAAUCUGAAGAGGUCGCGGAGUGUCGGAGCUGCUGACCCGCUCAAUGGAGUCGGAAAACAAGACGUGGAGAGCAGACGCAGGAAGAAGAUGUCUGAGAUCACGCAGGCUCUGAGCUGUCGGCCGGUGGACGUUGCGGCUCUGAGACGGAUGGCCAUCAGUGAAGGAGGUCUAAUGACCGACGAGAUCAGACGCCUGGUGUGGCCUAAACUGCUCAACGUCUCUGAGGAAAACAUACCAGAGGAACUGGAUCCUGUCGAUCGAGAAAACAACAAAGACUUCAACCAGGUUCUUCUUGAUGUUCAGCGGUCGCUCAGGCGCUUUCCUCCAGGGAUGCCGGAUGAGCAGCGUGAGGGUCUUCAGGAGGAGCUCACUGAUAUUAUUCUGCGUGUUUUGGUGAAAAACCCUCAGCUGCAUUAUUAUCAGGGUUAUCAUGACAUCGUGGUCACUUUCCUGCUGGUGCUCGGAGAGAGACUCGCCACUGCCCUCGUGGAGAAACUCUCCACACACCACCUCAGGGACUUUAUGGACCCCACAAUGGACAACACUAAACACAUCCUGAACUACCUGAUGCCCAUCAUCGAGAGGGUCAAUCCUGAGGUCUUCGACUUCAUGCAGCAAGCUGAAGUGGGCACCAUAUUCGCCCUCAGCUGGCUCAUCACCUGGUUUGGGCACGUCCUGUCAGAUUUCCGCCACGUGGUUCGGUUGUAUGAUUUCUUCCUGGCCUGCCAUCCGCUCAUGCCCAUCUACUUUGCUGCAGUGAUCGUGUUGCAUCGUGAGGAGGAGGUCUUGGACUGUGAGUGUGACAUGGCCAUGAUGCACCACCUCCUGUCCCGCAUCCCAGAGGACCUGCCGUAUGAAACGCUGAUCAGCCGUGCUGGAGAUCUGUUCGUGCAGUUUCCUCCAUCAGAGCUGGCCAGAGAGCGCAGUCAGCAAACGGCGGUCUCCACGUUUAAAGACUUUGAGCUGGCGUCAACGCAGCAGCGGCCGGAUGUGGUGCUCCGACAGAGGCGGAAAGAGCAGCAGCAGCGAACACUGGAGGCUCAGCGUGGGACGGUGGUGGUGGUUCAGCCCACGGCACGCCGCUUCAUGAGGUUAGCGGUCAUGGGUUUGACUGUGGCACUGGGAGCCGCGGCACUGGCCGUGGUGAAUUCAGCUCUGGAAUGGGCUCCGAAAUUAGACUUACUGUUUCCGUGAAGGAGCCGAAAUAACAGCACAAGCUCACAGCGUCCCGUCUUCAUUGUUGAAGGACUAAAUAUGUUAUUUUGCUUUUUUUUUUUUUUUUUUUUAAGUAUUUAUACUUGUGAAGAAGUUAGACUAAUAAAUAAAAUAUAUUGUGCGCAUAGUUGUUAUAAUUCAGUAAGAUUCUGAAAUGAAACGGUGAAUCAAGCGUCAGUUGUUGCGUUGAGGUAAACGUAUAGCAGAGAUUUGUACACUAAACUUCUUGUUCAUGAAAUGUGGUCUGAGCAAAUUUUUGCGUAAUUUUUUUUACAGAUUUUUUUACGAAUAAUUUAAAUUUACGCAAUAGCAAUGUUCGCAUUUUCGGUCGUGAAAUGUGAUUUGAGCUAAUUAUUUGACGUAAGAAUUUUAUUUAUAUAAAAGAAUAAUUUAAAUUUACACAAUAACAUUGUUCGCAUAUGUUGUUCGCAAAACGUUUUUAGUUUUAUCGUCACUGAAUUCAGUGCCACAAUUGAAUGAAUGAAGUUAGAUUUUGUUAAUUGUCAAUUAACAUAAUGGGUUUACGAACAAUGUAUGACUCAACUAUUAAACUAUAGUUUAUUCGAUUGGCGUGUUCAAUUCAGUGUGACGAUUUACGUUAAUUAUUUAAUUGUUACAAUUUUGUGAUUGUAUUUUUUUAUAAGUUCAUGAUUGUUGUGUUCAGUCUACGUAAUUUAUGCAAUGUACAGUCAUUUUGAGGAGAAACUAUAUUUAAUAAAUUGUUCAAUUCAAUGUGAUAAUUUAAAUGCUUUUUUUUGUUUAUUUUUUUAAAUAAUUCAAGUGCAUUUUUGUUUUGAAAUUUCGAAAUGUAAAUUUACAUUGAAUGCAACAAUUAUUAAAUGAAUGCAACAAUUUCAUAAGAACUUUAAAUAAAAUGUUCAAAAUAAACUUAAUAAUUAAAUAAAAUUCAUCCACGAAAAAAAACUAUCAUAAUCAGACAUUGCUGUACAAUAUUUGUAAAACUAUUUUCAUGACACACGACAUCAAUAAUUUACACAAAAAUGACAUUACGGAUUAUUUGCGCAGAAAUUUGCUCAUCCUGUGUUUCUUGAUCGAGAAAUCGUGUGUUUUAUUAUACUUUGCUGGCAUAAAGAAUAACUAAUAUAGCGAGACCAAAAUAUUUUAGGACCUGUUUGUAGAAUUGGCUGUUUCAUUGAACUGAUUCAGAACCACAUUUACAUGUCUGUAAUAUCUAAGUUAUAAAACUAUUAUAAAAGAGCACCAGAUUAACUUGUAUUUUUUUACAUACAUGUUCACAAUUUGCAUGUUAUUUUUUCACCCACCACAUUUCAGUUUUCCUUAAUUGCAGUAUUUUUGGGUUAGAAAUGCUGAUUUGUAGCAAAUAACUUUGAAAAGCUGAGCUGGAGUUGAUCAACAAACUUGAGAUUUCUUGAAUCUGGGGGUUAUAUUAAAUGGUGAAUGUGAACUACAGUAGCUUCUAUGAUUGAGAUCCAGAUCAAUGUUGGAUCAUGACAUGUUGAAUCGUUGACGUAUAAUUUUCUUGUCUAAAUGCUGUUCACAAAUAACCGUUUCCAUUAAUCAACAUGUUUAGAAUAACAUUCAGAUCGAUUAUUAUGAUCCUAAAAUCACUUGAUUAAAUAAAAAAACAUAAUUUAUUAAAAUAUUGCGCUGCUGUCGACACAUUUCUGCUGUUUAUGCUUUAAUUUUUCGUUAAUUUUGCACUAAAGAACAUGCUUCUUGCUUAUUUUUUUGCACUUUUGAGAGAUUGUUAUAGGUCGUCUCUGGUUCGUAAUGUGUCAAAUAUGUUUAAAUAAAAAGAAAAGUGAAAGUUUAGUGCGU